AUGAUUAGGAUCAGCGCGCGUAGACUGGCCGGGUACCCCAAGGCCUCCUUCCACGAGCAGCAUAUAAAUCCCUUCUCGAAUGUGCAAUGGAAAAGUACCCCCUUCCUCAAGAAGAACAUGCCCAAGACGGAUAUCUUCGCAGAAGAACACGUGUCACAAAAUGCCAUCAGCGUAUUUGACAAGGAGAAGGGAAACUGGUUUGUCAUCGACGCGUAUAAUAAAAGCGUUGGAAGUCUUAGCGUGUGCAUUAGCAAAUUGCUCCAAGGAAAGUACCGAGUCGAUCACAACCCUAACAGAGUAAACAGCAGCAGUGUCAUAGUCGUAAAUGCAAUUCAUGUGAAAUUCUAUGGUCAUACGUGGGACACCAAGGUAUACAAAUUUACCAGAAAGAGUCACUCCAAGGGACCCAAAAUUAUAACCUGUAAAACAGUUUUUGCUAAAAACCCCUCCAUGAUUUUAAACUUAGCUGUUAAGAGAAUGCUGCCAAACAAUCGACUGCGUCAAUUGUAUUACAGGAAGCUCUUUGUCUACCCGGGGGCCAUCCACCCCCACUGGGGAAUACCACAGGUGGUCGUGCCCAAGAAGGACGUGGACCGCGUUGAGGCAAACCAAGUCCUCAAGGCAUUCACAGUCGUCUAA
This is a messenger RNA of Plasmodium fragile, 639 nucleotides long. Its product is annotated as ribosomal protein L13. Gene Ontology annotation, biological process: negative regulation of translation; translation. Gene Ontology annotation, cellular component: ribosome; mitochondrial large ribosomal subunit. The transcript is spliced from 2 exons. The record is from RefSeq and is a predicted model, not a curated record. Bases 1 to 639 code for a protein of 212 amino acids. NCBI's taxonomy places the organism in Eukaryota, Apicomplexa, Aconoidasida, Haemosporida, Plasmodiidae. Gene Ontology annotation, molecular function: structural constituent of ribosome; mRNA binding.